AUGUCCGCCCCACGUAUACUCCAUCGCCUCGCGCGACCAGUGCCGUCAUCCCUAAGCACAAUCACAAGACUAAACCGCCAAUUCGGCGCAGCAGCUCUACGCCUCAAAGAUGGCGACGAUGCUGCCCCAGAGGUAAAGGCGCACCGCGCAAACCAAGCCAACAAGGCCCCGAACCAAUUUAUUCCAAACACAACCUCGACCAUGACAAAUGACUUCAUCAAUGUCGGGCAGAAGCCGCCGCCACCGGAGAUGCUGAACUCGGUCGACCCCAACUACAGACCGUCUGAUCCGUACCCCGGAAGGAUUGAGCAUUUCACCGGUGGUCGUCAGGAUAACGGGGCGCAGAAGCCCGAGCUUGGCGUUGGUGAGAUGGAGGGUAUUACGUUUAAGGUUGAGCCUUUGAAGAGAGUCGGGGAGGAGCUUGCCACGAAGAGGGCCCGUCUGCUAUACCAAAGCCGCAAGCGCGGAAUCCUGGAGUCAGACUUGCUCCUCUCGACCUUCGCAGAUGUCUACCUGGGCAAGAUGAACUACGACCAGCUCGUGGAGUACGACAGCUUCCUCGAUGAGAACGACUGGGACAUCUACUACUGGGCGACACAGGACCCGCCAGAGGAAAUCUCACCCUCUGCUCCUAAGGAGGAUACCAUCACCGAGACUUGGAAGGAGACCGGUGCCAAGAGUGGUGAAUGGGCCCAGACCAUUGGCGCUUUCAGAGCGGCUUACCGGCCUGUUCCGUCGCGCUGGCAGAGUUCUGAGGUUCUCAAGCUACUUAGAGAGCAUGUUCGCGAUAAAAGUGCUACUGGAUUUGAGAAGGCCAAGAAUAAGAAGACUGGCGGUGGUGGCUUGGGAAGAAUGCCUGAUGUUCAGGUGUUUAACUCGUAA
Messenger RNA from Penicillium verrucosum, 882 nucleotides. RefSeq names its product succinate dehydrogenase assembly factor 2. The transcript has 2 exons. Lineage: Eukaryota; Fungi; Ascomycota; Eurotiomycetes; Eurotiales; Aspergillaceae. The coding region runs from base 1 to 882 and encodes 293 amino acids. Gene Ontology annotation, biological process: mitochondrial respiratory chain complex II assembly; mitochondrial electron transport, succinate to ubiquinone; tricarboxylic acid cycle. Gene Ontology annotation, cellular component: mitochondrion. The record is from RefSeq and is a predicted model, not a curated record.